GGCUGCAUCUCCAUCGAGGAUGGCCUCUUGCUGAUCCAGCAGAAGUUCUACGCGGCACCGGAGCAGCGACUGUCGGUGGGGGAAAUGGCUACGGCAAACAAGGGCACUAAGCCCAAGGCGGGAGGUGUCCGCUUUGCCCCAAACCAAACAGUGGAGGGCCCUUCCAGCCACGUCCACUUCGAUGAGAAGCUUCACGAUUCGGUGGUCAUGGUCACCCAGGAGAAGGACGGGGACUUCCUGGUGAAGGUCGGCUUCCUGAAGAUCCUGCACAAGUACGAAAUCACGUUCCUUCUGCCUUUUGUGCAGUGUCUGGGGAAAGAAGUCUGUGCGGUACCCUUGCCGAACCUGAACCUUCGAGUGAUUGACAUUGCACCGGCAUCCGAAGGUUACAACAUCAAGUGCGAGUACACGGCCCACAAAGAAGGGGUCCUCCGGGAGGAGAUGGAGCUGUGCAGCGCAUCCAACGACGGUGCCUCCGUCAAAGUGGUCGUGCAAGCCAGGGUGAUGGACCGCCACCAUGGCACGCCGAUGCUGCUGGAAGGGGUGAAGUGCAUCGGAGCAGAGUUAGAGUAUGACUCGGAGCAAAGCGAAUGGCACGGGUUCGACUAGGCCGGAUCUCCGCCGUCCCCUGCAAAGCCCGGUCAACUUUCUAGGGUUUUAUAUACAUAUAUAUUUUCCGGUUCAGCUUGAAAUUUAAAAAAGAAAAAAAAAGCACCUCCUCAGCUGUUUACUGGCUGCCAGCUGCAGAGCGUUCUUGUUUCAUGCCGGCCUC
This is a messenger RNA of Euleptes europaea (tarantolino), 772 nucleotides long. RefSeq names its product adipose secreted signaling protein (gene ADISSP). The transcript is spliced from 5 exons. The record is from RefSeq and is a predicted model, not a curated record. Lineage: Eukaryota; Metazoa; Chordata; Lepidosauria; Squamata; Sphaerodactylidae. The coding region runs from base 85 to 609 and encodes 174 amino acids.